GUCAUUCCCACCCCCUUUAGCUGUCACACUGGUCGCGGCUCAAACCUAGUGAACAAGACAGCGUUUGGGCAUCAUAGAAGAAUCCAGAGAAUCCGGAUGCUGACUAGAUAGGCGGCUCGUGAGGGUUUGAAACACAGCCAGAAAAAGCACCGCUGCUAAUAGCAGCAUUCAUCUGACAUCGCAGGGUUAUUCGCUCUGAAAGACAGCAAUCAGCCAUUUUAGCUUUGCGCGUAUAUCCAUGCCAAAACAACAAAGCUUCCAUGCGGCACAAAGGCAAAAGACCGAGAGUUUUAGACAAUAAUAAAAAACCUGCCCUUUUAUUUACGCGAGUUGCCUGUUUUCGAGCUGAAUUCUAGCAUGUGCCACAUGUGACGAUUGUAGGAAUGUGGAGCAUGGGAUCACAACAGCCCUUCAACUACAGCUUGGAAUCAUCUUGGGAGAUGACAGAUGGAUGCAUAGGGAGGAUCGAAGCCUGCGAGCCAGCGUUGUAAACUCACCAUGGACCAGGGCUUCAGUUUCAGCACACUGAAGAAGUUAGCUGCAGAGCCAGAUCACACUGACGUCACUCUGCCAGCGGUGGAACGCGUGCGGGCCCUCAGCAAAAUGGGCUAUAACAUUGAAAUAAAUGAAGACAUCGCCCCGAGACGCUACUUCCGCUCUGGUGUUGAGAUGGAGCGUAUGGCAGCAGUUUAUCUAGAGGAGGGCAGUCUGGAGAAUGCCUUUGUCCUCUACAACAAGUUUAUCACUUUAUUUGUUGAGAAACUCCCCAGUCACAGGGACUAUCAGCAGUGCAACGUCCCUGAGAAGCAAGUAAUAAUGAAGAAACUGCAGGAAGUGGCCUUUCCACGAAAGGACCAACUGAAGAGACUUCUCCAUGAGAAAUACAGCAAAGAACACAGUGAAUAUCUGAAGAGUCAGACUCAAGCCAUGGCUGUUGACAUGUGUAGUGAACGACUGCAGAAGAUGUCUCUGUUGGAGGAGGAACGGCAACGUGUAGCACAGCUCAGGAAGAUGCAAAUUGAGUCUGAGCAGUUCCGCUACUUUGAGGACCAACUGCAUAGACAAGAGUUGGCCAGUCACAGAGAUGAGGCUGUUCCCAAAGUGCCUGAACAAACUGAUGGGUCCUGCUUAUCCCAGACCCCAAGAAACCAUGUGCGCCUUGACCCCAAUCGUAACAAACCAGCGGCCUCUGUCCCCAAACCGGCAGCCACCUUAGCAGCUGUACAAAAUCAGCGUGUCGAAGGCCUGAGGCGGGUUUUAAUCCCACGAGACCUGACUUACAGGUUCCUUCUGCUGGCUGACAGUAACACCGCGAGAGGAAUUGAGACAUGUGGAGUUCUCUGUGGAAAACUGACGCACAAUGAGUUUGUGCUGACCCAUGUGAUCGUCCCCAAGCAGUCUGCCGGUCCUGACUACUGUGACAUGGAGAAUGUGGAAGAGCUGUUCAGUUACCAGGACCAUCAUAAUCUUCUGACCCUGGGCUGGAUCCAUACACACCCGACACAGACAGCCUUCCUCUCCAGCGUGGAUCUGCACACACACAGCUCUUAUCAGCUCAUGCUACCAGAAGCCAUCGCCAUUGUUUGCGCACCUAAACACAAUGACACAGGAGUGUUCCGCCUCACCAGUGCUGGAAUGGGAGAAGUGGCUGGAUGCCGAUUGAAAGGUUUUCACCCCCACUCUAAAGACCCUCCUCUGUUCACUAUUUGCAAGCACAUUGUGGUGAAGGACUCGAAAACAACAGUUCUGGACCUCAGGUGACAGAGGAAGAGAGGAAAUAUUUCAGCAAACCAUUAAGGAUAUUUAUAUCUUUCUUUACUUGAAGGCUUUUUUUGUAUUUAUUUAUUUUACAAAAAGGUAGAAUCCCUCAGCUGCACAGUUUGCUGUGAGCAGGUUUAGUGAAGUUAUUGAGAUGUUCCAAUGGUGUUUUGUGUUUUUUAGGUUAUCAUGCGCUUUUUGUUCAUGGCCAGGUGUUUAACAAAAAUGUUGUGGUCAGAUUGUACCAUCUCAUCAUUUGACUGCUGUUUUGGUUCUUUGUCCUCAAGGUGGCGUCCUUUAUCAAGGCAUACUAUGAGGCUGCUACAAUGUGAAUUGAUUUCAGGACUUUUUUAAAGGAAGUUGUGUGUGUGUCUGUGUGUGAUUUGCCUUUUCACAUCAAUCAAAUCGCAAAUUUCACACGCUUUAACACAAUAUACACUGAAGAAGUGAAAUUUCAUUUUAAACCUAACUGAAUUUUCUAGUUUUGUGUUUGCUGCCAGUACAAAAAUAAAAUGGUUUGCUACGAGAGUCAUUUCUAGGCCUUACUAUGUUAAAAUCGAUGUGGUUGAAUGGUUGAUAAUUACACUUUGUAUAUACAGUAAGUUCAGAUAUUUUCAGGCUAAAGGAUUUCUGUCUUUUUCAACUUCAGCCUAAUGACGUGAUACGAAGUUGGCCAGUGAGCUGACUGUUUUGAUUUCCAAGUUCAGCAUUUUUUCCAAUGUGGACCUGAUUACAAGGGAAGUGACUCUUGAAAAGUAUAAACAAGAUUGGAAUCUCUUAGAGCAGACCAAAGUUCCCAUAACAGAAUAAGCAAAGAAACCUAAGAGACCUUACCAGAGGCCCUUGAAUGCACUACUCUCAGGGUUCCAUUCCCUCAUUUUAACAACUUGACUUUUGUCUCCACUAUAUUUAUGGUUUGAGAAGAAAACUUUUUGUCACCAGCUGAAGAUGAAAUUCGCUGUACGAUAAGUUGUGAACUCCAUGCAGUUCAGAGAGUGUUCACUAUAUCAUGUAUUUCUUGUAUAAUGUGGCAUUGGAUUGUUUCUUCAGUGUGUUGCUGUUUGCCAGUGGCUCCACUGACAUGUGCUGUGCUGUUGUGGCUCUUUGUGCGCAAGAGAGUAUAAGUGCAACACCAUUUUUCCUCAGCGCAUUUGUUAAUAAAAGCAAAAAACCUCUGUUAUGAAACAGCAUGAUGCUGUUUUUUGUUUUUUUAAUCUGUAAUUUAUUUAGAGUGAAAAGCUUCAAUAUCUACCCAAGCAAACUGAUGAUAGAAUGAUGGAAUGAGAAGCAAACAUUUAGCAUGAUUCAUCACAGGAUAUUGAUUGCUCAUACAUGUUUCAACAUAUCAGGUAUUUUUGGUCAAAAAUGGGAAAACAAUUUCCAUUAACAUUUAGUUUAAGAAAACACCUUAGCAUUUUUGACCGGUGAUUUUCCAUGACUUUUGUU
Messenger RNA from Sinocyclocheilus grahami, 3204 nucleotides. Its product is annotated as AMSH-like protease. The transcript is spliced from 11 exons. The coding region runs from base 499 to 1761 and encodes 420 amino acids. Gene Ontology annotation, molecular function: metal-dependent deubiquitinase activity; protein binding; K63-linked deubiquitinase activity. NCBI's taxonomy places the organism in Eukaryota, Metazoa, Chordata, Actinopteri, Cypriniformes, Cyprinidae. The record is from RefSeq and is a predicted model, not a curated record. Gene Ontology annotation, cellular component: endosome; membrane. Gene Ontology annotation, biological process: protein K63-linked deubiquitination.